CCUUCUCGCCCAGCAUACCUCCGUGUGAAACUUUCUGUUUUCUAAACCGCAAAACUUCAUGUUCGCCGCCUCUAUGUCACCUGGCUUCAAUCUGGCCCGCCAUCCGGUAAAACGUCAACGCAUGUCUGCAUGUGCUCCGCAGAGCAACUUCAGGGCGAAUCCCUGGGGCACGGCACGUCAAGAAGUCCUUCUGUUAGGCUUUAUGAUCUUAUGAUUUUUUCGUAGUUGCCCCUACAUGGUCAAUCCGUCAGUGUCAUUAUAGCUGGUCCCUCAGUUGUUGCGCAGCUGGUCCCCGGUCACGCGCAGCUUCCGUCCCUGCACGCUUCGCAUCACCAGCAGGAAGACUGUGCAGCCGUGUUCCUUUCUGAGACGUAUUUCGGCCCUUGGAUCAUCUGGAGGAUGCUGCAUUCGUUUUUUUACUGUGGGUUGUAACCAGGGAAGAAAAUGGCAGUAGUGGAACGCGGGUUGCUUCCACGAAUUGUCCACCGCCUGCAGCGGCCGAAGCCAGCAGGUCUGUCGAUGGAGACACCUGCUAGAGCGCUUUCGUAUUCAAGGCCUUGGGUUUCGCCCGUGUCUUUCCUUUCUGCAUCUACUUCUAGCUGCAACCUUCCUCCGCAGAAGAGUACCUUGCUAACCGAAUCUCCUGUAGACACGUUUACAUGCUCGCUUUCGCGCCCGGGCAUUCAGCUGACAAUUAGGCGAGGGGGUCGCUACACGCGGGCUGGUGACCAGCUUUCGUCCCGCCCUCCGCCAUCGCAUAUCUUCCCUAUGGCGUCUUUUCCGCGUUGUCAGUAUGCCGGCCGUGACCUGGAUUUCUGGGCCCAUAUCCGAUGUUUCUCACGCGAUUUCUCUCUUGUCUCCAAAGGAGAACGAACGGCAACUGCGGCAAGAAUUCCGUCCAUGCCUCCAACGGUUCCACCAUCGCCCCACCAUCAGUUUGGUAUAUGUUCUGUGGACGGACACCGGUCAAAGUCUUCUGGCUUCCUGCGUUCUCGUUUUCCUUGCCUUGUGUCUGCGAGUUUGCUCUCAGUCUCGCCCUUUGUCUCUCGAGCUAGAUCUGCCCCGGCUUCCUUUGCUUUUUCUCCUGCCUCGGUGCUCUCUUCUCCCUGCGUACUAUCACUGUCUUCUUCGUCUUCGUGCCCGUCGUUUUCUUCAUUUUCCCGUCCCCACUUGAAUUCUACUCGUUCGCCAACGCGUCCUCCAGUUCACAGGAGGAAAGAAGGCAAGAACGACGAAACUGGAUGUCGUCCGCGAAGCGGGUCACCUGGUCAAUACUUUCUCGAGAUGCCUCCUCGUGUAUUCGGCCUGAACCGUGGUUACCAGGUAGGUGCCCAUUUCUUUCUCUGCUCCGCUCGACGCUCUUUUGCGGCUGCCGCGGGCGGUGGAACUGCAGGCCGCAGUCGAAGCAGCGUAGGUCUUGUUCUCGGGAGCAACGCAAAAUCUCUAGUCGAUAUUCCAGUUCGGCCAAAGCCGAGACGGUUCUUCGAUUUGAAGACGUUCAAGCGGUUCAUUCUACGAUACAAACAGAAAGAAGAAGAAGCUGAAGAUCUUCUUCUCAAGCGAACAUACACCAAACCUCUGCCUGAGGGCUGGACGGUUCUCACAUUUCUGGAGAAGAUCAACAUUGGAGAGAACGCAGAGGAUAUUGCCGCAGCCUUUAGCUCGUGGACAGACCUCGCCAACGCAACCAUAGAUGUGCUCCAAAGUGUCGAAGGGAUGACAAAUCAGCAGCGAAGGUUGAUCGUCAAGCACGUCCGACUCUACAACCAUGGGCUUUGGCCGGAGAACUCAUACGAGGAUUAUAUCGACAAAUUUCAAGCACCACCACUGGAGAAUGAAAACAAGGAAUGGACAGAGGCAGACGACGCUCGACUCCUUGAGCUGGCGGCGCAGUACGACGUUUCGUUCGGAGACCCGUGGUUGUAUAUUUCAUGGGAGAUGCAACGAGACUUUGUCGAUGUCCAGACGCGAUACGAGCAGCUCGUCACAAUUCCGAAGAAUAAGGAGCGACAUUGUGAAGCCGUGCUUACAAAGUGCACGAAGCCGUUAUUCUUCUCGAGGUAUUUCAAACUUCUGCCGUCAAUGCUCUACGUCAUCCCGUCCAAGGCCCAUUUCAACACAGCGCCCGUUCAACCUUUUUAUCUUCCCACCCCGUUUGCAGCGUAUCGACGCAACGAUUGCUUUCGCCAGUUGCAUUCGUCCCCGUCAGUGGAUCCCAACAAGAAAGAAGAUCUUUAAGGGCUAGAGUGGGUGGACGCAUCUUAACAGGCUCCAGAAGAAAGUGACGUUUUUUCUUACACAGUUGUCAAGUAUCUCUGGUCGUUUUUCAUUACAUGGCUUCGCUGCAUAGAACGAUACAGGCCGUCAUUCGAUGGCACGAUAUAGAAGAAGGCAUUCAUUGUAGGUGGAAGACGUCCGCCAACAGAGUGGAGAAGGAACAGCUCUGUAGUCGAUCUUGUGGCUCCUCCAGCAUGUGGUUUCGAGGAUAUAGAUGCCAGAGGUUGGUGAUGGACACUGCAGUAGCAAAGAGAUGGUUCUAUUGAAAAAGGCGUGAUAGUCUGUGGUAGACAUGUCCCUGAUCAGUCCGACUAAUGUAGUGAGCGUUUGCAGGAGACGGUUAUUUGUCCGUGGACAGGUUGAGAGCUUGCGUGAGGUUAGUGUUCACAGAGCUCUUUCGCAUCAAGCGGUAUUGGACCAGCUUCGUGCCUGUUUAGAACUCAUUCUUUCGUUCGCUCCGGG
Molecule: messenger RNA, 2739 nt
Organism: Toxoplasma gondii ME49
Lineage: Eukaryota; Apicomplexa; Conoidasida; Eucoccidiorida; Sarcocystidae
Exons: 7
Coding region: 445-2238 (597 amino acids)
Source: RefSeq, a predicted model, not a curated record